Molecule: messenger RNA, 1566 nt
Organism: Pelagomonas calceolata
Lineage: Eukaryota; Pelagophyceae; Pelagomonadales; Pelagomonadaceae
Source: the annotation of a GenBank genome assembly
GUCAGUGCCAUCAAGUUUGUUGCGCUGCUGCUCACGCGGCCACAACAUAAUUCCAAUUGACAUAAGUUCGGCAACACUGUGCAAUCAACCGCUCCUCAACGUGUCCAAGAGCACAAGUCGUUUGCGCAUCGUCAGCGCGAGCACUCAAGCACCAUGGCCAGCAGUGCUCUCAUCCUCGCGCUCUGCGCAUUGACCGCGUCCUCACUGGCGCCCGUCAAAGCGCCGGCGUCGACGCAACCACGCAACAACAUCUUGAGCGUUCCCGAGCGCAUCGCGCAAAAGCGCCAGGAGCUCGGCGACCGCCUCCCCUUCACGACGGAGCAGAUUGACAUCGAAGAAGACACUACAACAAUUGGCUCGUUAGAGGUGCCGUCCGUCGCGCUAGGCACGAUCUCCUGGACGCCCGAGAAGGAGCGAACGGGCUUCCGGCCCGGAGAUAGAUUAGACGGCAAGGUCGGCACGGAGGAGGCGAGGGCCGCCGUCGCGACCGCUGCCUUAGAGGAGGGCCUCACGUUCUUCGACACGGCAGAACGCUACUCUGUCGGCGUGGGCGAGACCUUACUCGCGGACGCGCUGGCGGACGGCGCCGAGUACAUCACAAGAGAAAUGGAGACCGACGUCAGUGUAGGCGAGGCCUACCUCGCGGACACGCUGGCCGCCGGCGAAGAGUGGUUCAUGAGCGCGAAGCAGGACACCGUGGUGGCCACGAAGUUCACGCCGACGCCAUGGCGGCGGGGCGCGCAAUCUGUGGUGGAUGCUUGUGAGGCCUCUCGGAAAAGGUUAGGCGUGGAGCAGAUCGAUUUAUAUCAAAUCCACAUGCCCGACGUCGUCCAGCCCGGUAGGUUCUUCGGCUUUGUUGAGUGCAAAGAUGAAGAGUACUGGGAAGGGUUGGCGCGGUGCGUCGAACUAGGCCUCGUGAAGGAGAUCGGCGUGUCGAACUACGGUCCUUCACUACUUAGGAAAUGUAGUGCGUUCAUGGCCAAGCGUGGCCUGAAGCUAGCUUCGAACCAGAUCCACUAUUCAUUACUCGCUAGAAACAAGGGCAACAACCAGGCCACCGUCGAUGCGGCCAAUGAAUUGGGGAUUAAAACAUUGGCGUACUACCCGCUGGCCAUGGGUCUGUUGACGGAUAAAGGCGAUCAGAGGACGGGCGCUCUCGAGCACUACGCGACGGGCGGCACGGGCUUUAUCGGGUUUCCGUUCCUCGCGAAGAAUCAGGUCAGAGUGCCUGAAGGCGGCGUCAAGCCGUUGCUGGAUGAAUUAAGGGCCGUCGGCGCCGAGCGCGGCAAGACGGUGACGCAAGUCGCCCUCAACUGGAUCAUGGGGUCGGGAGUGAUACCGAUAGCCGGCGCGACGACGGAGAAAUAUGUACGCGACGCCGCCGGCGCGCGCGGCUGGCGCCUCACGGCUGACGAGCGGCGGCGGCUCGAGGACGCGGCGGACGCGCUGGGCUUUGAAUUUCAAGGCACGUUCGCGAAGCGCGUCGACGGCAAGUUCGUCGGCUACGGCGUCGAGGAGUGGCGCCUCGACUGAAUUCGAUCGGUAAUGUAUAUCUUGUUCACUUAA